Molecule: messenger RNA, 117 nt
Organism: Kuraishia capsulata CBS 1993
Lineage: Eukaryota; Fungi; Ascomycota; Pichiomycetes; Pichiales; Pichiaceae
Exons: 2
Coding region: 1-117 (38 amino acids)
Source: RefSeq, a predicted model, not a curated record
AUGGUGCAAGAUCAUUUCCAUUGGUCAAGCAAACCGACGGAUCGUUUGAACUUUCUGUCCCCUUUGACAAGACGGAUAAAAUCAUAUACAAGUAUGUCGUCGACGACAAAUGGGUAA